UUAGGCCUUUCGGUUUGCGCGGGCCCGCGGGCCUGCUGCAGGGAGGGUGGGAGCUGUCGCAGCCGCUCACGGGAGGAGUUUCAUGAGACUUAUUUGAUAUUGAACUGUGUGGUGGUCCCCCCACCCCGAGGCCUAUGGUACCCUGGGACACUGCUAAAUUAAGACUUUCCUGCAGAUGGAGGAACUGGAGCAAGGCCUGUUGAUGCAGCCGUGGGCAUGGCUACAGCUUGCCGAAAACUCCCUCUUGGUUAAGGCUUAUGUCACCAAGCAAGGCUAUGCCUUGCUGGUUUCAGAUCUUCAUGAGGUGUGGCAUGAACAGGUGGAUGCUAGUGUGGUCAGCCAGCGAGGCAAGGAGCUGAACAAGCGCCUGACUGCUCCCCCUGAGGCUUUUCUCUGUCAUUUGGAUGAUCUGCUUCGCCCUCUGUUGAAGGACAUUGUUUGCCCUGGAAAAGCUACCUUCUCCUGUGAUCGUGUGGCGGAGGCACUGAUACUACGGGUACGGAGUGAGCUCUCUGGUCUCCCCUUCUAUUGGAAUUUUCACUGCAUUCUAGCUAGCCCUUCCCUGGUCUCCCAGCAUUUGAUUCGUCCUCUGAUGGGCAUGAGUCUGGCAUUGCAGUGCCAAGUGAGGGAGCUGGCAACAUUGCUUUGUAUGAAGGAUCUAGAGAUCCAGGACUACCAGGAGAGUGGGGCUACACUGAGCCGAGAUCGGUUGAAGACAGAGCCAUUUGAAGAAAAUUCCUUCUUGGAACAGUUUAUGGUAGAGAAACUUCCAGAGGCAUGCAGUGUUGGUGAUGGGAAGCCCUUUGUCAGGAGUCUACAGAAUCUGUAUAUGGCAGUCACCAAACAAGAGGUCCAGGUGAGGCAGAAGCAUCAAAAUGCCGGAGAUCCUCAGACCUCAAAUAGUGCCUCCCCACAAGGAACUGAUAGCCAAUUUCUGAGCCAGCCUGAAGAGCCGGUUUCCUCAGCACCAUCCCUCCCAGGGCCUGACACAGAGCCCACAGGUACUUCAGUCCCUGCGAAGAGACCUCAGCUGUCCAAGGUCAAGAGGAAGAAGCUAAGGGGACUCUUCAGUUAAAUUGUCACUAUCUCAACUGCUGAGGAUGGACCUGGAGAACAGUUCCUGGUACCACCUUGAAAGGAGCCCCAGGGACAGCAGGAUCUCUGACACAGUCACAUAGUCAGAGGCAGGAUCACUGAAGUUCAUGUUCUCUGAAUGGGUGCUAUCAACUGAGGGAGUCUUGGCUUCAACCCAUUGGGCGUUGGUCUUCCCUAUCUGAGUGGAAGCUAGUCUCUGGAAACCCCACACCCCCCUCUUUUUUGGUGGAGGUUCUCUAGACCCAGUACCCUACCAUGGGCCUUAGGUAUAUAGGACAAGUUAGCAAAAAGGCACAACAUGCUUAGGAAACCUCGUCUAUCUUUCUCAGGAGUCCCUACCCAAUUCCAGGUGCUCCUCAGAGACCCACUUCUCUCUUUAGCAUGGAACAAAAACCCCUCACACUCCCCUCUUUUGAGAGUACUUAUUUUGUAGAACACAUUACCUACUUCACUCUACUGGAUCCCACCCCACUAUUGUCUCUGGAUAAAGACAGGCACUCAGUCCAGUC
This is a messenger RNA of Miniopterus natalensis, 1604 nucleotides long. It is a transcript of the gene NHEJ1, whose product is annotated as non-homologous end joining factor 1. Lineage: Eukaryota; Metazoa; Chordata; Mammalia; Chiroptera; Miniopteridae. The record is from RefSeq and is a predicted model, not a curated record. Gene Ontology annotation, biological process: double-strand break repair via nonhomologous end joining. Gene Ontology annotation, cellular component: DNA ligase IV complex; nucleus. Gene Ontology annotation, molecular function: DNA end binding.